Exophiala bonariae is the source of this 2805-nucleotide messenger RNA. RefSeq lists its product as uncharacterized. NCBI's taxonomy places the organism in Eukaryota, Fungi, Ascomycota, Eurotiomycetes, Chaetothyriales, Herpotrichiellaceae. The record is from RefSeq and is a predicted model, not a curated record. The coding region runs from base 1 to 2805 and encodes 934 amino acids. The transcript has 2 exons.
AUGGUCAAGGCCGAUGUCAAGCGGGAUUAUUAUGCCGACCUGGAUUUACCCCCAACGGCAGACUCUGAAGAAGUCAAGAGGCAAUUCAGACUGUUGGCCAAACAAUAUCACCCAGACCGCAAUCCCGGUCAUGAAGCUGAAGUCGUCCCAAAGUUUCAGGCAGUCCAAGCCGCCCACGAGAUCUUGAUUGAUCCCGUUGAGAAGCUGAAAUACGACCAAGGCAGGGCAAAACUUGCUGCAAAGAACGCCACCACAUAUACCCCCGAUCCAUAUUCUUUUGCCCGUUCCAAUGCUCAAAAGCCUACAACGGCAGGGACUCCCUUCAACUUUCCUCCUCCAAAACAACAAGAGAGACGCUCCCCAUUUCCUCCCCCGAAUCAAAAGCCUGCUUCGGCGGGCGCUGGGAAAUUCGAAGCCUGGGCCCGCCCUGCUCCAAAUGCCAAUGCCUGGGAUCGCAGCAGAUUUGAGGCCGAGGCUGGCGCUGCUCGUGGCUUUUCCAACAUGAGACAAUCACAGAAUCCUCCUCAGAUGCCCCCACGAACCAGCCGACAACAUCCCACUGCACCAAAACAGCCCCCGCCCGCUGAGACGGCUCACAUCCCCAAUGUCCCUCCAACCAGUUUCCCCGGGUUGUCAAGGACUCAAAGUGCUCGGAAGCCUACAGGCUACAUGCCAGGUGCCUAUGGCAACGCUGAUGAGCCUGCUGCCCCACGCACGUCGGCUUAUGCGCAUGUCAGAGCUGAACGUCCAUAUGCUCCUCCUCAGCCUCCAAAUAUCCAUGUAUCUGAACCUUACAAUGUGCGAUCUCCCCCUGUAUCUCGAGCAAGACCCACCGUGAGUCCGUUACGACACACUCGCUCUUCAGAUCACGAAAUGCGAUCCGAACGUGUCAGCACAUCACGUCCAUCAGCCAAGUACGGUGGUCUCGGUGGAGAGAGGAUUGAUAUUCAUGAUGAUGGCCUGCAUCGGUCUGCCAGCGUUCGCAAUUCUCCGGUCGAACCGGCUUGGGAAGAUCGAGGUCCCUUUGGUCGAAGCUCGGGGCGAUAUGAGCACGUGCCUCGUCACCGCAGUGCAAGUCCUAAAGUUAGCUCAACUGGCGUUCAUGCUGAUUAUUCCUCAUCUUCGGGUGAAGAGGAGGUCAUACAGAUGGGUUCAAGACCAAAAGCAACCCCCAAGAGUCGGCCCAAACCACAGACCGGUCCUAGUUUUCAAGCUUUUGCUGACGAUGAUCCCGCUUUAACUGGGCAUUUCCCCAGUACUAAUUAUACAAAAGUAGUCAACGACUCUCAACACCACUAUCCUCCUCCUGAACCCAGGGAGCACACUCGAAAGCCUUGGACAGAUAUGGCUUCCCCCGAUGAGCUCCCCCGAAAUGAAUUCGAUGGACGUGGUGGAAAUAUGGAUGGUCCCAAGUAUGCUUCUACUUCCCUUAAUCAGUCUCCCUAUUCUUGGUCUCAUUAUUGUGGUCCCAAUCGCACGCAACGAGGGCAGUCUUUCAACGGCAUUCCUUCAUGGGCAGUCCCUUCGACUGUCUAUCCGCAAAGGACUCCUCCACGUACGGAGCCACGAGAGACCCCUCGUCGCGCUGCUUCUGAUGCUAUUACUAGCGCUGAUCUUCUUAGAUCUUCUCGCAAUUCUUUCUUCAAUGAGAAAUUCACUAAUCGCGGUGUUAGUCACAACGAAAAACCAACUCACCAUGUUAAUGGUACUUUCGUGGCAUCUGAGUGGCAUGACAAGGUUACAUCAGAUGAUUUCCGGCCGAAUCUGAAUGACGCUCAAUUACGAAAGUCUCCUUCGAAGACUUCGCGCACAGUUAAGCCUGUCACUCGUGGUCGUGGACUUUCAAGAGCUGCUGAUCAAGAAGGUCAUUCCUCCUCGGAAAGUUCUACUGGGCCUCGAGGUCAACAUGCCGAAGCUCACCGUCGAGACGAUCCUCCUGUCAACAAAGCAACAGCAUUUCAGCCAGGAAAACUUGCUGGUGAUUGGGCUUCAAAUCUCAAACCAUCCACUGGCCAAGGGGAAGUUCGAGCAGCAUCGCACCAGGGAAAGGAUGAUUCGAGUUCGACCAGUUCGAGAGAGCCAUAUGUCGUGGUAGAAGAAGAUGUUAUGGACGUGGACGACCAGCCUGUGACAGGUAAUGGUCACCAUCGAACUUCUACUAAUGGUAUCAAUCACUCGGUCAGGGACUCAUCCAGACGAUCAAGCAAGAGGCAGUCCAUGAAUGGAGGAGUAGACUUGAGCGACCUUGCAAAACAUGCGCCGUUUGCAGCCAAAGCUGGUGGUUUGAAGGAUAUGGACGAACUGGCCGCCAAUCUUCCCUUUGAAUCUCGUGCCGAGAAAAAUGUCGAUCUGGAACGAAAGCAAUCAAAUAACAAAAAUCCUCGUCCACUUGCCAUGCCUCGUCCACCACGAGCUGUGGUACCACCAGCGGAGGAUCGCCUCACACCGGAUAACUUCAUGCAAUACUGUCAAAACAUGGCGGCAUACAUGAAGGAGUGGAAUAAUUUCAAUGCGAGCAUGCUUGAGCACUUUCGCCACCGUCAGGACAUGGUCUGCGGGAAUAUGCUCGACAACUGGAUCACAAUCCGAUCAGAUGGUCCAGAUGCACACGAAGAGGAUAGAGACACAGGAAUAGGUCUGACUCGUUCGCGAUCAUCAAGUUAUGCAGGGUAUGCUACUUAUAUGCAAUGGCUGCAAGAAGAUGCCAGGUGCCGCGAAUGGUGGGAUCACGCGAACGAAUUACACCUGAAAUGUGUUGAGGAUUUGGGCCGUAUUAGAGAGAAGGCGAAGAACUCUUUCCGUUGA